Messenger RNA from Scleropages formosus (Asian bonytongue), 1531 nucleotides. RefSeq names its product gamma-aminobutyric acid receptor subunit beta-1-like. The coding region runs from base 183 to 1130 and encodes 315 amino acids. Gene Ontology annotation, biological process: monoatomic ion transmembrane transport. The transcript is spliced from 5 exons. Gene Ontology annotation, cellular component: membrane. Gene Ontology annotation, molecular function: extracellular ligand-gated monoatomic ion channel activity; GABA-A receptor activity. The record is from RefSeq and is a predicted model, not a curated record. Lineage: Eukaryota; Metazoa; Chordata; Actinopteri; Osteoglossiformes; Osteoglossidae.
ACAGGGAUUCAUUGUUCUCUUGUAAUCUAAAUUAAAAUUAGUGGCCCUCUAUAACUGUUACAUCUCAAAAUUUGGAACAGUACACAAAUUCUUUAAACUGAAAGGUAAGUCUCUUCUUUUUUCAUCUGUUUUGUAUUCUUUUGUCCGGUCUCUUUGACAGGAUCACCACCACAGCUGCCUGCAUGAUGGACCUCCGUAGAUAUCCGUUGGAUGAGCAGAACUGCACCUUGGAGAUUGAGAGUUAUGGGUACACCACAGAUGACAUCGAGUUCUAUUGGCAGGGUGGGAGCUCUGUCACGGGAGUGGACAACAUCGAGCUUCCCCAGUUCUCAAUCAUUGACUACAGAACCCUAUCGAAAAAGGUGGUGUUUGCAACAGGAUCCUACCCCCGACUAUCACUAAGUUUCAAACUGAAGAGGAACAUUGGAUACUUCAUCCUGCAGACCUACAUGCCCUCUAUCCUGAUCACAAUCCUUUCUUGGGUCUCCUUCUGGAUCAACUAUGAUGCCUCUGCUGCAAGAGUUGCUCUGGGGAUAACAACUGUGCUCACAAUGACAACCAUCAACACUCACCUGCGGGAGACUCUGCCCAAGAUCCCCUAUGUGAAGGCCAUUGACAUCUAUCUGAUGGGCUGCUUUGUCUUUGUCUUCCUGGCACUGCUGGAGUAUGCCUUUGUCAACUACAUCUUUUUCGGCCGGGGCCCACACCUUCAGAAAAAAGUUGCUGAGAAAGCGGCCAAAACCAACAAUGAGAAGAGCAGACUAGACACAAACAAAGUGCAGGUGGACGCCCAUGGCAACAUCCUUCUGACAAACCUAGGAAUUCACAAUGAGGUGGGUGGUGCUGAGAUGCUGGCUGGCUUGGGUGAUCCACGGGCUACCAUGUUUUCCUAUGACAGUGCGAGCAUCCAGUACCGCAAGCCUUUAUCCAGCCGGGACCUGUACGGCCGCCCAGCCGUCGACCAGCCGCUAGGCCGCAAGAAGGGUCGCUUACGUCGGAGGGCAUCCCAGCUCAAGGUCAAAAUUCCUGACCUCACGGACGUGAAUGCCAUUGACAAGUGGUCUCGGGUUAUCUUUCCUAUUACCUUCACUUUCUUCAAUCUAGUGUACUGGCUUUACUAUGUCCACUAGGGAUGGUUCCCUCUUUAACAUUUAUUUAUUUUUCUAUUUAUUUUGAAGCACACACACAUAUACUACUAACAUAUAUAGCUCUUAAUACAAGGUAAGAUAUUCAGCUGUAAUUUAUUUCCCACAGCAUUAUAUUUCAGUUGUAGAUGGAUUGCAGUUUUUUCCGUCACAUAAAUUUAUCACCCAAAAUAUAAAAAGUAUCACCACUCUAAUCCUUAGUCUAUACACACAUAACUGUAUCCAGGCAUAAAUCAGUUAAUGUGAACUAGAAUGGAUAAAACACAAGUGAACUUGUGAUUCAAAGUCAGACUGUGUAUAAAUUUAGAUUAAAGUAACUUGCUGAUUGAUACAUAAUGCUGUGACAUUUUUAUUGGAAAUUCAGAUUUUUGCAAUGCAAUGUCUAC